This is a messenger RNA of Trichophyton benhamiae CBS 112371, 681 nucleotides long. RefSeq lists its product as uncharacterized. The coding region runs from base 1 to 681 and encodes 226 amino acids. NCBI's taxonomy places the organism in Eukaryota, Fungi, Ascomycota, Eurotiomycetes, Onygenales, Arthrodermataceae. The transcript is spliced from 2 exons. The record is from RefSeq and is a predicted model, not a curated record.
AUGCUAUAUAGAUGUCUGUCUAGGCGGACGUCCCUCUCCCUCUCUCUCUCUCGCCCUUUUGCCUCUCUCUUCCUCUGCCUUUUCCACUCCCGGCAUGACCUUUUUUUUUCUCCCUCUUCGCUCUUUUCGCCUUCUGCCGCGUCUCUGCUGUGGGACCAAAGGAAGGCCGGGGCAUGGGCAGUAACUCAGAACGCAGUAACUAGCUUCUCUCGCCUUUUCUCUUCGUCGUCCAUCGAUUCUACCAUCUUCUCCCCUUUCCUCGUCGCCGCCGUCGUCCUUGAUAUCAACUUCUUCGCCGUCUCUUUUUUGUCUUAUCAAAAAAAAAAAAGGUCGAAAAUACGAGAAGCCGGUAAUGUAACUUUCAUGACAGUACAUUACAAGCUUAGUCAUCUCCAUCUUAAAAAAAGACCUCCUUUUCCAUCGUCAUCAAAGUCUUUCUUCUUCUUCUUCUUCUCUUCUCUUCUUGAUUCUCCCUCUCGGACUUCCCUUCGGCUUCUCUCUUUGGUCUAUCCGGGCGGCAACCAAGGAACAGGAACCCAGAAACAAGAAGAGGCCAAGGCAGACAAGAAGUGCGGCCUGCCGGGACAGGCUCAUGGCCUCUCGCGGUUCAAGGCAGGGAUGAGGCUUGAAAGGUCGAGAGCACAUCAUCCACUUAUAUAUGAAGUAUAUACUUAUACUUAG